GUGCCUUGGGAUUCGAAGAAAAGGAAAUUAUGGAAUUGAAGUUCCAUUACAUCAAUACAAGUUUAGAAGAAUGCAUAUUUCAAGGACUACAUGUGUGGGCCAAAAAGGAUGGCGCGGAUAUAGGCACUUUAUUUGGUGCUCUGUGUCAUGAAAAAGUCAAUCAAAGGAUUUUAGUUGAUGAUUUGAAGAGGCGAUUUUCUAAACUGAAACCGGUUGUUAUCAAACCCGUAUUGACAAGGCAAUCCACUCCCGUAAGGUCCGUCGACGAAUACGACAACAGACCAUUACUGAGAAAACAAGAAUACUUGCCGAAACCAUCUCCGUCCCUGAAGAAGAAACAGAAAUCUGGAUUCAGAGAGAGGCUCCCAUUCGGGCAUAGUCGGUCAUCCAGUAUCACGGAAGAAGAGGCCGUGCCUCCAAUUACUCCAGCGAACCCAAAAACGAGAACGUCGCCCCAGUGUACCAGCCAUAUUUUCGGAUAUGUUUAGUAGAAAGGGUAGUAAUGGAGACGAGAUGCCGAAAGUGAAUGGCAACAAAAAGGGGACAAAUAAUCUAAGACAAAUCAGUGAAGAUGGAAACACGGCAUCGAGUUCUAAACGCGGUAGUACGUCUGCACCGUCUUCCAAGCGGGACAGUUCGUCGCUAUCGUCUUUCAGGGUGGAAGCGGAUAUCCACAACGAAAGUACAGACGAAAGUGUACACCAAUCGCAGCCGACUACACCGAGAGUCGGGUUUGCGGAUAGGACCCUUGUUAUUCACGAGUCUGGAAGUGAAGAUGGCAGCCCCAGAAUUUCCAGAAAAUCAAAAAAAGAGAAUUCAUCAUUCUUCCGGCGAAAAGUCGGUAUUCUAAAAUCGUAUUCACCUACUUCGAGUCCUGUUGUCGCAAAGAAAUCUACGGGUGCGAAGUCACGGCGUCGGCGAAAGAUGGGACACACUUCGCCUGAGCCUCCGUCGCUCGAAGAAGUUAGCUCGCGGUUUCAAAAUUGUGACGAUAACACACCAAAAGAAAUAUAUAUGUUGCCUUCGUCGGAAAGAGAAUAUCCCAAUGGAGGCAUUACCGGAAGUGAAACCUCGACUGAAGAAAGUACUAGUAGCUCGCGAAAAACGUCCAGCGAAACACAAGCGAGUUCAAGAAUCGAGGACUUGCACGAGGCUAUUGACGAGAAGGACCAAGACGAUGCAACACGACAUCUCGCGAAUGCCGGAAAAUCAAUUGAGAUUUUAUUACAACAAUAUAAUGAGAAUAAGGAUAAUGUUAAUUAUAAAAUGACCGAAUUAAACGCUGAUUCGAAUGUGUGUGUUGUAGAAUUAGUGAAGACAGUUGAGGAAGAAAGCAGACAUAGUCAUGUUAGACGACAGAGAAGUCUCUCCGAUAGCGACAUCCCAGUGCAAAGACUUUUUACAAAAACCAAGACAGGUACUUUCAGAAUGGACUUUUACUUCAGACACAAAUCGGACAAUUACGGUAUUCCUAAAAUUAGACAGAACUCUUUUACUAGGAGGCAUUCGGAACAAUCAUUCCCAAAUACUGAAAUUAAGUCGGACCCGGUCUGGCAGCUUCGACCCUCCAAACGAGUUGUAAUGUUCAAUCACCAUAACAACCACCAGCCAGUUUACAAGACGACGUCAUCAAUGACCAAUAUCUCAACUACAAUUUGA
Molecule: messenger RNA, 1659 nt
Organism: Saccoglossus kowalevskii
Lineage: Eukaryota; Metazoa; Hemichordata; Enteropneusta; Harrimaniidae
Biological process (GO): signal transduction
Molecular function (GO): protein binding
Source: RefSeq, a predicted model, not a curated record